AUGUCUCAACUGAUGGCAACCGCCUGGAACCUGCUGGAAGCAAGUUCGGUUGAUGAAUAUCUCGGUGAUCCUGUCUUUGACCCACCAGUCGGGGACCACCAGGAUUCAGAGGCGAUAAAUCUAGUUUUUUUGAUCAGUCUCUCGGUGACCUUCGCUAUCCUGAUGGUAAUGCUCGUGGUUAUAGCAGUGUAUGUCACAUUUUGCAGUCCUGAUGAGGCUGAGUAUGACGAAGAGGUUGGAGUGACUGGCUCUGGUUUCUUCAAGAGGAAGCGUAGUGGGAUACUGCUCGACGGUUCCUUCGUGACACCCGGCGAGUUCGACGACGAACAGGCGUUAUUGGAGCAGGAGGCUCUAGAGCUGCCGCGUAUGUCUCGAUUUGAGACGGAGUUGUACCACCGGUGUCGGGAAUUUCAGAAAAUGUGCCCUCCUAUUGUUAAGGAAUUUGGCACCUACACGACCGCAAGUGACAAGCAAUUUAUCAGGGAUCGAGGCAUACAAAGCUACUAUUUCUUGCCUUCUAUCAACGACAACGUAGAUCAGUUUGGAAACUUUCUGCCCAGCUUCAUAGUUCAAGAUAAGCUGGACGUCACAUUCACUAAACACAACGCUAGCUCUUCCGCAGUCAUGAAUUACCCUCUACCUUAUAACAAGAAGGAUGCAGUAUACUUCGAAGUCAAGGUAUUCAGGUUCCCAGCCAAAUCAAAUUCGAUCUUUAGCUGUGGUCUUGUGACAUGUCCUUAUCCAUACUUUCGCAUUCCUGGUAUGGCUCAGUAUUCCAUCGCGUAUGAGUCUACCGGGAAACUUCGCAUCAACAAUGCAUUCUACGCGAGUAAACUUUUACCGCGACUGGAAGAGGGAGAUGUUGUGGGUUUCGGUUACCGUUAUCGGACAGGAACAAUAUUGAUCACUCAUAAUGGUAAGAAGAUGAUGGAUCUGACUCAUAACGUGGGUAUAGACCUAUUUGUGGGGCUCGGUGCUAUGAAUGCAGCCUAUACAAGGUCUUACACACGAGAUGGCCUUCUAGAGGACCCUGAUAAUAUAUCGCUACGCGAGCAAAUACUGGCUAGUGACCUCGAUCAAAAAGCCCCUAGAGUUCUUAAUGAGCAAUUAGAAUCCGUCCAUGAUCCGAAAGAUGGCAACAUUAAAUCCGACGAAAUCGAACUACAUGUCAAUUUGGGUCAAGUAGGCUUCGUAUACGUAGAGGCAAACGUGAAGAAGUACGCCUUUGGCAGUGUGUAUGGGGAAAUAGGCGUACCCCCAGCAUACAAUGGAGAUGAGAUUAAAAAGGACAUUGUUUUGCAGAAGGGCGAGGAGCUACCGCCUAAAUAUCCAGUUGAUGAAAUGGGGCCUCUGGGGAGCAAAAUAACCAGUAGUCGUAGCGAGGGUAUACCGGCUAAUGUAGGGGAAUACGAAAGAUCGUCUUCGGGCUAUGACAGAGAUAACAACCAGUACGGAGAGGAGACUCCAGUUCACAAACCCUCUAAAUCCAAAAAGAAAAACAAGAAAAAGAAGAGAAAAUCUAGAAAAUAA
Lachancea fermentati is the source of this 1530-nucleotide messenger RNA. The record is from the annotation of a GenBank genome assembly. NCBI's taxonomy places the organism in Eukaryota, Fungi, Ascomycota, Saccharomycetes, Saccharomycetales, Saccharomycetaceae.